GAAACAAGAUAUGACAGGCAUUGCAGAAAGUCAACUUUUUAAUGUUGCGACGUGCUGUUCGCAGAAGAUGUUGGUUUUUGCUUUUGCCUUUGCGGUCUGGACGACGUACAUAGUGGCCUAUCCUGCAGAUGGGCGAGGAGAGGAGAGCGACGACGUCGGGAUAAUGGCCUAUGGAGAUCUACAGUCUGGCUUUGAAAGUGCUGCUCUCGGUCAGUUCAACGACGAUGACACUUCAAAAUUAUUAUCUGGUCUUCGAAAUCUAGAAAACAGGUUGGCCAGUGGUGACAGCAUUGAGCAAAUUUCUUCUAUGACGUCAAAAAGACCGGAAGGCAUUGACGAACCAAGGAAGCGCCAAGAUAAAGGAUUCCCAAUGUGCAUCUGGAAGAUAUGCCCUCAAGCGCCGUGGACAAGGCAUGGACGGAGGCGAUAAAGGAACCAUUUCUGUCCACAAAGAGGACAAAAAAUGACCGAAAUUUCUGCUGUUUAGUUCUUCAUCCUUCGCCAAGAACAAAAUAGGUUUUUUGACUGUCUGUCCCUCGUUAACCAUACCUUACCGGACUGUAUCGACCGUUACUUUUUUUUAAAGAUUUGUAACUCACGAAUAAAAUUUCUCUGGUAAUGGCACCGCCUAUUAGGGUACCGUGUGAAAAAAUCGGAGCUGGAUGCUUCCUUCGCUGGUAUCAUCUUUGUUACCACUGGUGUUUUCAGUAUUCAGUAUGUUUGUGCUCGUAUUUCAAAUGUCCAAACACUGCCCAUUGUAUAAUCUUAAUGACAGAAAGAUUUUCGCAUUCUGAAAAAUACAAGCAGCCUUGCAGGGACUACAGU
Molecule: messenger RNA, 825 nt
Organism: Lingula anatina
Lineage: Eukaryota; Metazoa; Brachiopoda; Lingulata; Lingulida; Lingulidae
Source: RefSeq, a predicted model, not a curated record